Molecule: messenger RNA, 959 nt
Organism: Nothoprocta perdicaria
Lineage: Eukaryota; Metazoa; Chordata; Aves; Tinamiformes; Tinamidae
Gene: CUEDC2
Product: CUE domain containing 2
Exons: 8
Coding region: 21-875 (284 amino acids)
Molecular function (GO): ubiquitin binding
Source: RefSeq, a predicted model, not a curated record
AAUAAAAGGUUUGAAGAGAGAUGGCGCUAGAGAGAAUCAUUCGAGACACACUGACACACUUCAUCCAGUCCCACAUCCCUGCUGCAGACCUCAGUGCAAUGGAUGAUGUUGUUUUCUCCUACAUCACAAGUGUCCUAGAAGAACUGGGGUCACCAGAUUCCUCUGAAGAGACCUUUGACAUGGACACCUUUGUGGAAAUGAUGGAGGCCUAUAUUCCUGGCUUUGCAGAAAUCCACAGUGGGGACAUUUGUGAAAUGAUGUUCUCUCUCUCGGAAAGGCUCGGUGAAGCUCGCAACGAAGAGAAACCUGGCCAAAAGGCUGCGGAGGGCAGGAGUGAAGCCACUUCUGAAGACCUGACCCAGGGCCAGGAGCCUGCAGCAGGAGCCUGCAACAGGAAACAUCUCUGCACUUUGACAGCAGGAGCUGGGGCUCAGGAAGACAGUGACUUGAAGGAUGGGGUGGAGCUGCUCCUGGAGAUGUUUCCUGCCUGUACUGUGGGCCAGGCGGAGAAGGCACUGUCCAUGGCCCUGGGGAACUUGGAAGAGGCAGUGCAGUUAAUUGUGGAAGAGAAGGUGGAAACUGGCCCAGCAGUUGAGUGUGCUAAGGAUUUGGCACGGCCCCGCAGGACACCCAAUCACGAGGAGCUAAAACAGGUUAUCUUGCAGAAAUACAUGAUGGUGGAUAGCGCAGAAGAUCAGAAAACACAUCGACCAGCUCCACCAAAAGAGGCUCCCAAGAAGCUGAUCCGCUAUAUCGAUAACCAGGUGGUGAGUACGAAGGGAGAGAGAUACAAAGACAUCAAGAAGCCAGAGAGUGAGGAGAUGAAGAGGACUUAUAUCAGCCUCAAGCCAGCCAGGAAGUACAAGUUCCACUGACCACCAGUCUCUCCUGCUUGCUCUUCAGCCUCCGCCUCUCUGGCCCAGGCAGACAAGGAUGGGCACAUGGCACUAGGGAUGAGA